CUCAUCUUCCAAAAGAGAUUCCAACCCUUUAGGGCAAAAGAAUGCACCCACACCAUUCUCAAGGAAGAAUUGGCAACUACUCAGUAUGAAGUGAAAUAUCUGCUUUCACAAAGGUUUUAGCAGAGAACAUCAAAAAUGAAUGAAAAAAUGGUAUUCAACUGAUACUAAAUGGUGGUACAAGUAGUGAUUGGAGAACAAAAUAUAGCUGCUUGACAUUUCUGAGAUGCAGAUAGAGACAACUACAUUCCUGAUGUUUUUAUGAAUGUGUUCUGUGUCAUAGCUGCAUUUGGCUGUUUCAACUAUUGA
Messenger RNA from Sarcophilus harrisii (Tasmanian devil), 306 nucleotides. RefSeq names its product Tctex1 domain containing 2 (gene DYNLT2B). The record is from RefSeq and is a predicted model, not a curated record. NCBI's taxonomy places the organism in Eukaryota, Metazoa, Chordata, Mammalia, Dasyuromorphia, Dasyuridae.